AUGCUGCAGGUGGAGGCGGCGCUGGCGGCGGUGCUGUCCGCGGCGGCGAGCCACGCGGCGCCGCGCGCCGUGCCGCUGCACGACGCGGUCGGGCUCGUCCUCGCGGAGGACGUCCGCGCGCCCGACCCGCUCCCUCCCUUCCGCGCCUCCAUCAAGGAUGGAUACGCCGUCGUUGCCGCCGACGGGCCAGGGGAGUACCCGGUGGUCACAGAGUCGAGGGCGGGCGACGACGCCCUCGGCGUGGUCGUCGCCCCCGGCACGGUCGCCUACGUCACCACCGGAGGGCCGAUUCCCGAUGGCGCCGACGCCGUCGUGCAAGUGGAGGACAUCGAACAGGUCCCCGGCGGAGCGGAUGGGGCCAAGAGGGUUAGGAUUCUGGCGCGGGCCGCCGAGGGGCAGGACAUCCGCAAUGUGGGAUGUGACAUAGAGAAGGAUUCGAUAGUGCUUAACUCUGGCGAGCAUAUAGGUCCUGCAGAAAUUGGGCUACUUGCAACAGUGGGUGUAACCACUGUCAAGGUGUACCCUCGACCAACCAUCGCUGUAUUCUCCACAGGGGAUGAGCUAGUGCAGCCAGCCACUGCCACCCUCGGUCAUGGUCAGAUUCGUGAUUCCAACCGAGCCAUGCUUCUAGCUGCUGCUGUUCAGCAGAAAUGCAAAGUGGUUGACCUGGGUAUUGCAGAAGACACUGAAGAAAGUCUCAAGGAGCAUAUGGAUGCAGCUUUGCGUUCUGAUGCUGAUAUAAUCAUUACUUCUGGUGGUGUUUCCAUGGGCGACAGAGAUCUUGUCAAACCUUGCCUGGCAAAGAUGGGUAAAAUUCACUUUGAGAAGAUCCGGAUGAAACCAGGAAAGCCAUUAACAUUUGCUGAGAUCACCACACAAGACACGCCAAAGCCAUCUAAAACAGUUCUUGCAUUUGGUUUGCCUGGAAAUCCAGUGAGCUGUAUGGUUUGCUUCAAUCUUUUUGUUGUUCCUGCAAUUCGUCUCCUCUCUGGCUGGUCAAAUCCUAAUCUGCAAAGGGUGCAUGUAUGCCUAUCACAUCCUUUAAGAGCAGACUCACAUCGUACAGAGUUUCACCGUGCAGUAAUUAGAUGGGUGCUUGAUGAUGGAUCUGGUCGACCUGGUUUUGUUGCUGAGAGCACUGGCCAUCAGGCUAGUAGCCGCCUCCUUAGUAUGAAAUCUGCUAAUGCUCUGCUGGAAGUACCAUCCACUGGACAAAUAUUGGCAGCUGGGACAUCUAUCCAAGCCAUACUUAUUUCAGACAUAAUAACUUCUCCUUUAGAUAAACUGCCUGCUCCCUCAAAUCCGCAUCCACCUCAUUGUGGUCCUUCUGCAAAAAGUAUUUCCACAGAUGUAUCUCAGAUUGCAUCUCCACAGGAUGCUGAAGUUAAAGUUGCAAUUCUGACUGUAAGUGACACUGUUUCAUCAGGUGCUGGCCCUGAUAGGAGUGGCCCAAGAGCUGUAUCUGUAGUGAAUUCUUCAUCAGAGAAACUGGGUGGUGCAACUGUGGUUGCCACUGCAGUUGUUCCUGAUGAAGUGGACAAGAUCAAGGGCAUUCUGAUACAAUGGAGUGAUAUUGACCAUGUUAACCUCAUUCUGACAUUAGGUGGGACUGGCUUCACACCCAGGGAUGUCACACCAGAAGCAACAAAAUCUGUGAUACAGAAAGAAGCGCCUGGUCUGACAUUUGUUAUGCUUCAAGAAAGUUUGAAGAUUACACCAUUCGCAAUGCUAUCCCGGGCCACAGCUGGAAUCAGAGGAUCGACACUAAUCAUCAACAUGCCUGGCAACCCAAAUGCUGUGGCAGAGUGCCUGGAAGCACUCCUCCCGGCGCUCAAGCACGCCCUGAAGCAGAUCAAGGGUGACAAGAGGGAGAAGCACCCUCGCCAUACCCCACACGCCGCAGCAGCACCUGUGGACCAGUGGGAGCGGAGCUUCAGAGCCGCAUCAGCUGGUAGUGGCAGGGGGUGCUCGUGUGAUCCCUGA
Messenger RNA from Miscanthus lutarioriparius, 1983 nucleotides. Lineage: Eukaryota; Viridiplantae; Streptophyta; Magnoliopsida; Poales; Poaceae. The record is from the annotation of a GenBank genome assembly.